This is a messenger RNA of Plodia interpunctella (Indianmeal moth), 2519 nucleotides long. RefSeq lists its product as uncharacterized. Gene Ontology annotation, biological process: glutathione catabolic process. The record is from RefSeq and is a predicted model, not a curated record. Bases 122 to 670 code for a protein of 182 amino acids. Lineage: Eukaryota; Metazoa; Arthropoda; Insecta; Lepidoptera; Pyralidae. The transcript has 3 exons. Gene Ontology annotation, cellular component: cytoplasm. Gene Ontology annotation, molecular function: glutathione specific gamma-glutamylcyclotransferase activity; gamma-glutamylcyclotransferase activity.
UAAAUUUGACUUUUUAUAGUUUCUAUUUAAUUUUGGCAGAUUUAGGAAAACUUUUAAAAUGAUAAAUUUUACCAUUUUUUAAAUUAUAAAUUACUACUAGUGUAACCGAAAUUAGUUGAAAAUGUGGGUCUUCGGCUACGGUUCCUUAAUUUGGAAGGUCGACUUCGCUUACGAAACUAAAGUUGUAGGUUACAUCAAAGGUUACCUCAGGAGAUUUUAUCAGCACAGCGUAGAUCACAGAGGAGUUCCUGAGAAACCAGGCAGAGUGGUCACUCUAGUACCAAGCUCAGAUCACAACAGCAAAGUGUGGGGAGUAGCCUACAAAAUUAGAGAAGACGACAUAGAGCAAGUUACAAAGCAUUUGGACUUUAGAGAGAAGAAUGGGUAUUCCAAAGAAACUGUGAUAUUCCACCCUAAAGAUGAGCAGGUCGAGCCUUUCAAGUUGACUCUCUAUGUUGCUACAGAGGAAAAUGAAUCUUAUGCAGGACCAGCAUCAAUAGAAGAAAUAGCGAAACAAGUUAUAACAAGUGUAGGUCCAAGUGGGACUAACAAAGAGUAUGUCUACAACCUGGCAGAGGCUAUGAGGACCAUCGCUCCCCAAGUGAAUGAUGACCAUCUGUAUUCCCUUGAAGUGGCUGUGAAGAAGCUAGACCCAGAAUUCAGGAAGUAACCCUGGUUAUUUUGAUAGUACAAUUUGUAUUUAAUUGGUAGAUAGUUAGAUUUUUUAAUUUAAAUUAAAAAAAUAUUAAUGAAUAGUAAGACAAUGCUUAGAAUGUAUCCUCUUAUUCAUAAAAAAGUUAAAAAACACUUUAAGCUAAAGCAAAAAACACGAAACCUUUCUGUCUACAAUCAAAAGUAUGUUUUGUCUUGUUCUUGCAAUGUUAUAGUAAGGUGUAAUUUGUGAUAAAAACAUUUUUUUAGUUCUCUCUUUAACUUUUUUAUGAAUGAUUAGCCUCUUAUUCAUAAAAAAGUUAAAGUGUGAGCUAUUAUAAUUUCCACCUUUGAGUCUGUUGGAAGAUAUUGGUAGCAUUUAUUUAUUUAUUAUGUACACUACAUAACAGUUACUAUGUACUUAUGUUCCUACAAUAUAAAAAAAUAUUUAAAAACAAACAAAAUCAAACGCAUAUUUUGCUGAAAACAUAAAUAUUUAAAUUUUAUACAUCAUAUAUUUUUUUAAUAACAUUUUUUCAUGUGCAGGAAAUGAAAAAAAAAAGGUAAGUACUUACUAAAACUGAAUAAUUUAAAAUAUUUUUUUCCUUAAAUAUUUUAUACUCUAAUGUGUUGGUGUAUAACGAAAGUAUUACAUUUGUAAUUAGUAACCUGUAUGUUAGUAAUCCAGUAACCUGAUGGUUAAUUAUGUUUGUACAUACAUAAUUAUGUCACAUGCAUAUUUUCCUUAUUUAUUCCCAGUGGAUAAAACCACCAUAAAUUGAAGUUUCCCUUUGCUAGUAGAUUUUUAAUGCUAUUUGUAUAUUGCAUCUAGCAAUUCCACCAGCUACGCUCCCCUCGGUCCAUGAGAGAAGUAACUAUCGCGAAAAUUUGUGGAACAAUCAAUAACAACAGUUCGGCCACGUUGCUGUUGUCCGUAAUUGUAGCGCCGCGUGCAGGCGACUUGUGUCAUAGCGCACAGACGAAGUCGCUUAAAACGUUUUACUUGCUCAUUUUUAUUUGCGUCGUAAGCGAUUGCCCUCCAUAAGGUUACAAAUCAGCCAGGCAGCCAGGUAUACGGCAGUUAUGCUGUUAAUCUAUCCGGGGAACAUCACAUGUAUAUUUUAUGUAUAACUUCAUUCUCUUUCAUCUCUGCCAUGCCUAUCAGCUGCCUAGUUUGUUUGUCCCUUAGUCGCCUCGUACGACAUCCACGUGAGGAUCUGGAGUGGUCCUAUUCUAGGGCGGAACCAUACACCUUUAUCGAGUCUUAAGAAGGUGGUAAAACACUUGGAAAUUUUGAAAACAAUUGUUUUCUUUCUUAAAAAUAAACUGCUUAAGCUUCAAACAUUUUGCGAUAACAAGUAGGUACACUUAUGUUUGAAGUCGUCCAAACAUAAUUUAUUUUUGUGUUAAUUUGCAUUUUACAAAAAUGUGUUACGUCAUAUGAUGUAGAAUCCACACGAGAUAAAAUCUUAAUGGAAUUUUAGUUUGAUCAAUCUCAUCAUUUCAACAAUCAGAGCAUAUUUUAUUAUCAUAGCUUUCAAAUGAAUGACGUAUUUAUUGUAUUGUAAAAUAUUAUCCAGGGUCACCUACACUGUAACACACACGUUUCAGUUGCCCAAAGGGAUUUACUACACUUUCCAUCAUGGUUUUCUUGAUAAAUUAUUAUACUUAAUUAAAAAAUACGAAUGUAAUUUGCUCGACUUGAAGUAGGUCAGUCAAGCCAAUAUAUAUUGUAUGUAUAAUAGAUAGAGAUACUUUGGCUCUAGAUUUUAAUAAAAAACAACUACAAUUUUUUUUUAACUACUUGCCGUAGCGGUAUGUCAGGUGUUUUACAGUUUAUCGAUUAAUUGUCUACCUCCCGGACCCGA